This is a messenger RNA of Exophiala oligosperma, 1545 nucleotides long. RefSeq lists its product as uncharacterized. The transcript has 3 exons. The record is from RefSeq and is a predicted model, not a curated record. Lineage: Eukaryota; Fungi; Ascomycota; Eurotiomycetes; Chaetothyriales; Herpotrichiellaceae. Bases 1 to 1545 code for a protein of 514 amino acids.
AUGUCUGAAACCGCGACUGUUGAGGCAGCUAUCGAACCUGAGGCUCAUACCACCGAGCAGACCGAGAGUUCCUCGGCGGAACAGAGCCCGGACACAGGCGAUGACAAUGUCGCUACAAAAGAAAAUGAGAAAGAGACAGAGGCAGAACCAGUAGAGGAAAAGUCAGACGAUGCUACACUGGCUACGACGGAGAGAGAGGGCACCUUGGUAGCACAGGAUGCGCACGUGCUACACACGAGCGCCGAUACAACCUUUGAGCAAGCGGCAAAGACAUUCCUCAACAUUCAUCGUGAUGAAGUGGCUCAGAGAGAUGAAGAAAUCUUUAAACUCAGGGCCGAGCUCAAGAGAAUCAGAGAAGCCCUAAAAGCGAUAGAGUCGGCUGGGGACCUUGCUGAAAGUUCUCGAGACGUUCCCGCCGUACACAAUCAAGAACUCACAGAAGAUGACCCGGAUUUGACGUUCCAGAAGAUCAAAGAUAUAUGGGAGACUUGCUUCAAUGCUGUCCACAGUGUGAUUGAAGAGGAUGACGUGAAAGAGUCACUAUCAGACUGGAGUAUUGUCAACUGGUCCGAACUGGAAGACAAAAUGCCCGGCUUCAGUGCAUUCCCGGUUGAAUCGUCCAACAAACGAUCCCGAACAAUGCUCGUCAUGGCUCUUCUUGCCAAAUCCCUCGAAGAGUAUAUUCUCACGCCCAACUAUCUCUUCGAGGACGACGACGAACUUCGAUUCAUCCUCCACAAGAUGACCGACACGAAGAAGAAGAGUCAAGUGCGGAGUCUCUUCCUGUUCAUGUCCGGAAGCGAAGACUUCAAGGACGAAGUCGAAAAGGUCAAGGCCUUUCGCGUCGAGAAUGCCGUGAGUGGCGCCGUUCGGCCUAUCCAGAGUUUGUUGUCAGAAGCGUUGUGCGAAAAGGUCAAGGCCAGGUUGGCCGACAUUCUGUGUGACGUCGUCACGGCCUGGGAACCCCUGCAGCGCUACGAGAGCCAUUUCGAGGUCAGUACGGAACCCGGUCGAGCCGGUCGUGAAUGGUUGACCUUACACUUGAUGGACAACAACACCGUCGUCCUGGAGACUGUCAAUUCGAGUGCAUUCGAAGUGAACCCCGUCAUGGCUGUCGUCUUUCCUCGCGUGUGUGCCAUUGAUAGGUCGAGGAGGCCUGCUUUCACCACGGCGUUUCCUGGAGUCGUUUUUCAAAAGUCACAGGCCAUGAUUGAAGAGUCUGAUACUGUUUGUGUCGAUAGGGUUACUGUGCCAGAGGUGGAAUCUUCUACAGUGGCAGCAGCAGCAGCGGUGACGGCAAAAGCAUCGGAGGCAGAGGCAGAGGCUACGGCGGAAAAUGUGCAACCCCCGACAGCACAAGAUGUAGCAACGACCGAACCCGAACAAGUACCUACUGUCGUACAAGCAGUCAAGGGAGAAACCAAACCGAUCGAAGGACAACCAGCAGUACCCAUCACCGGAUCAGAGUCUGAGGAUUCUAGUUCUGACGGUGAGAGUGAUGAUGAUGAAGACAGUGGAACCGAAUCCAACACGGAAGAGAAUUGA